GUUCUAUCUCCAACAUGUUAUUAAGUUACAUUCUUUAUCUUUGCAUUCCAUCUUUAAGAGGAAAACGUUUAUUUCUAAUCAUUUUAUUACUUAUAUUUACUUCCUUCUAGUUAAGGAAGAAAUUAUUAGCACAAGUAGUUUCAUAUUCUUAUAAACCGGAAAUGUACCGUUAGAACUAUAUCCUGUUGUCAUUAUUUGAAUAUUGUAAAAUAAAAAUUGCGUUUUAAAAAAGAAUGAAUGUCGAUGCAUUUGAUUUUAAGCGUCACCAGUAGACUAUAACAGAAAUGGAUUUUAUCUACAAAUUACUCUGUUGCCUUGUAUGGUUUCCUUUGGGGGGCGGAACUUUUUGUGAUCCAAAUCGAACUAGAGUCAAAAUCUGUACUUACCAGGAUGUAACAAAUACAACAGGAGUCCAUAUUGAUACUGUCAGAGCUCCAUAUUUCCAGCAGACAUCAUGUGAAUGUCUUAUUACCCCUAUCACACAUACUAUUCUUUUACAUUUUCAUCUGGUUUCUUUAAGUGAAAGUGUACAGUUUGAAAUAAAUGACAUUAGCGUAGACAAAAAUCAUGUGUACAAAAAAACAAACAUAACAGGUGCAAUGAAAUUUUUAUUAACAACAAAUGAAAAUUAUAAAAGUGGUGGCGCCUGCUUAGCUGUUUAUUCAGAUAAUGGUGAUAAAUUUAAUAUUUCUUGUACGGCAUCAACAAAAGAGACAGGUCAGACAAGAACUCUGAAUAUCCCUCAAUCGAGCGAGGCAGUAAACAUUUCAAGGACGAGAACAGUUAGUCCAAAAACAAUUCAGAACAUCACAACGAAUGUAUCUACAGGGAGGGUAACAAGUGAGAACAGUAUUACAACUGACAAUGUGAACGGUAACAAUGACGCAAAAGGAGAUGACGCAAUAAUGGACAGUACGGGAACAAAAUUGCAGACAACAGUUCUCUUAAACCAAACAACUGUCGCCGAAAGAAGUGAACUUACAGCGUUUACAACCUCAAGCACAAUCAAAUCUACACUCUACGUUUCAUCAAACACAAUGAACGACAUAGAGUCACAGGGCCAGUCGUUUUGCAAGCCCAGCGGAUACCCUACUAUUAAAGUAUGCACUGACGACGAAGCACGAAAUAUACUAGCUGCCUACAUUGAUACUAUCAGCGUUCCAGAUUUUCUGCAGACAUCGUGUGAAUGUGUUAUAACACCUUCUAGAAAAAAUGUUCCAUUCCGUUUCAAUGUACAAUAUCAUUCAGGACAACGUAGGAUGCAGUUUCAAAUAAAUGACAUUCAUUUAAACAAAUAUAACAAGACUGGUCGUACAAACGUUGCAUAUGCUGCACAACUUCUAUUAUCAACAGAGGAAAACCAUAAAAGAGGCGGUGUCUGCUUGGCUGUUUUUUCAGAGGAUAGAACUUAUUUCACGAUUUCUUGUACGAAAGCAACGGAAGGAACUGCAGGACAAUCAAGCCCAGCAUCUAUAUCACAUGGAAGUCGAACAACCAAACAUUCUACGGUGCAAGCUUCAAAAGGUUACGUAAACGGAGACGACGAUAUUAAAAGGUCAUCGAAAAUGAUUGCAGGAGAUGACGCAAACAUCGACAGUACGGGAACAAAAUUGCAGACAACAGUUCUUUCAAACCAAACAUUGUUGCCUAAAGGGAGUGAAUUAACAGCGUUUACAACCUCAAGCCCAAUCACAUCUACACUCUACGUUUCACCAAACACAAUGAACGGCAAAGAAUCACAGAGUCAGCCGUUUUGCAAGUCCACCAGUCAUCAUACUGUUAAAGUAUGCACUGACGACGAAACACCGAAUACAAUAGCUGCCUACAUUGAUACUAUCAGCGUUCCAGAUUUUCUGCAGACAUCGUGUGAAUGUGUUAUAACACCUUCCAGAAAAAAUGUUCCAUUCAAUUUCAAUUUAAUCAAUCCUUCAGGAAGAUAUAGAAUACAAUUUAAAAUAAAUGACAUUCAUUUGGGCAAAUAUGACACAACUUCUCGUACGAACCUUACAUAUGCUACUAAGCUUCUAUUAUCAACAGAGGAAAACCAUAACAGAGGCGGAGUCUGCUUAGCUGUUUAUUCAGAGGACAGAACUGAUUUCAAAAUUACUUGUACGAAAACAACGGGAGAAACAACGAGACAAUCUAGCCCAUCAUCUAUAUCACAUGGAAGUCAAACAACAGAGAGUACAACAUUAAAACCUAUUCAUUCUACGAUGCAAGCUACAAAGGAUAACAUGAAAGGAGACAACCCUAUCAUAUUUCCUUCAGUGACAGCAGCUUGCGGACUUAUAUUAGGAAUUGUUAUUGCUGUAGUUUGCGUUAUUUUCUACAAAAGGAGAAAGAAAGGAAAAAGAAGAAAUGCCACUACAGUAAGCUCCACAAACGCACCUGUAGAGGGUGACUAUUAUAUGACUGAAAAUGCGAUGUACAAUAUGGGCCAGAUAUGCACGAGAGAAACAAUCAAUGAAAACGAACACAACAAUGUUAACCAUAAUGAUGGAGAAUCACCAGGCCAUUAUGAUUGUAUUCAAGAAUCAACUGACAGAAACCAGUCUUCUGAAAACUCACCAAACCAUGCUGUGUCAAACGAGUAUUCAACAUGUGUAAAAGUAAGCAAAAGAAGUGAUGGUGGUUCAAACAAUAAACGGUCAAUUAUUGAUAAAGAAGAGCAAUCACAAUUCUCAAAAAUGAAUGGCAAAGAUGACACAGUAUAUGACAGUACAAUAUCAACCUUUACUCAGCAAGCAGUCGGAGAUAAUGAUUAUCAUCAUUUGGGCUCUGUUGGUUUGACUGGACUAAAUUUGACAUAUGACAGAAUUGGAAAUACUGGCGUAGUUAGACAUUAAACAUUGUAUUUUUUAGGAAUAUGGAUAAUCAUCUUUUCUUGUCAAUAUUUAUCAUUCAUUCUGUUCAUACCUAAAAAACAAUAAAUAUUCUAUAAAUAUCAUAUAUCAUAGUCAAGUGACCUCAUCCAGUAUGUUAGCCGAGAUGGCCAUCAAGGGUGAACACAUCGUUUUAUUGCUACCCUCUGACGUCAUAUAAGGUUAUAUUGUAAAUAAAUCAUUGAAGGUAUUAUAUUAUCAUAUUCAGUCACAACAACAGGUAUCAACGGCAUAUGAUAGUGUAUAUAGUGAAUGAAUAACAUAACAUGUAUCAUUUGUAUGUAAAAGCAUGAUGUCAGCGAUAUGAAAUUUCGUAUCAAUCACCUCUCAAUAACCGUAAAAUGGAUUUAUUGUAGUUAAUACGGCUCAAAACUAGAUAUCAUUAUGAAGACAAUAGGUUUUCAAUACAUCACUGAAUAUUACAUGAUAAAGUAUAAUUCUUAUUUACCUUAAAGUAAUGAGAUAAAGAACUAUGUGCUAAUUAAAAGAUAAUACAAGAAAUUUCAACAGCACCUCAGACACCUAUCAUUUAAGUUAUAUUUCCAAUAGACAAAGUUUCGUUUAGUUUUAAUCGAUGUCCCUUGAACCAAAGAUACAUUAUCAGGGACUUUCUUUUUAAGCUUUCAAAAAUGCACCUGAGAAAACUUGAAGGAAAAAAGAUCUUGAGCAGAAAAGUUAAGUUAGAUUCAUUUUAUGUAUUGAUACCAAUUAUACCAAUUACUUGUCGUCCUGUCGCUAACGAUGUACGCCAAUUGGCUCCUUGUCGUGUGGCGUGUUGUCGCGAUGUAACAUUGUCGCUCGGUUCAAAUCGAAGGAUUGUCUUAUAAGCCAAGAGAGAGGGCGACAUCGCGCCGGACAACAAUGCACGGUUUGGCUUGCUUCGCUAGAGACAAGAUGACAGUGCGACAACGCGUCGUUUGGCGCUUUGUCGUAUUGUCGCUACCGACAAGACGAAAAGGCGAUAGCGAUAUAGGUUGUGUUGUUGCUAACGACAACGCAACGCGCAAUUACCAAUUCAGCCACCAUAAUCUUCUAUAUUAUACAAAUAUAUGUGUCUUUUUGCAUUGAUAUUGAUUGUUUACCACUGAGGUAAAAUUUCCACAUUCAUAUAACAAGAUGUCAUAAGUCAUAAACAACAAUUUUCAUUUCCAGAUGGGAUGAUAUUUACUCCUUAUUCGGAGAUAACAGAUCUAGAACAGGUUACCCAUUUACCUUUUAGAGUGGAUAAUGGAAAAAUAGUGUUAUAUUUAUAGGCUUUAUUUAAAAUAUGUUUAGAAUCUUUUUCCUGAAUAGCUCAGUAGGUAGAGCGCAGGACCGAUAAUCUCGAUGUUGUGGUUUCGAUACCUACUCAUGCCACUAUCAUCUUUAAUAAAUUUCUUUAUUUGAUAUUCAUUAUUUUUCAUGUUCAUUCAUCUUCUGUCAAGAAAGUUCUUUGUCAUGUUCAUUCUGGAAUAUUCUUUCUCUAAGUAGUUAAGUAUUCUAGAUUGUUCAUUGUUAGUGUAUAUAUGAUGAAUGUUUGUACUUCGAGAUGUGUGUGCAAAUUUGUGAUAUUGUGUGAUGUUGAUAUAUUGAUUGUGUGCUAUUGUACUGCUAACAUAGUAAUAUAUAAGUUUGGAUUCUGUAAUAAUUUGUGGUAAUUAUUUUGAACAUAUAUUGUGAAAUAUUGCUGUGGACAUUGGACAUUGAUUAAAUUUGAGUUAUGGACAAUUGUUUUUCGAACUGUGAGUUAAACUUAAGGACAUUUGUUAAAACUGAAUCGUGGAUAAUUGGGAGUUAAACUUUAUUUUCACAUUUUUGUGUUAUUGUAAAUAACUGUUUUUCUUUAAUUAAAAAUUCUUAAAUUU
Ruditapes philippinarum (Manila clam) is the source of this 4726-nucleotide messenger RNA. RefSeq lists its product as uncharacterized. The record is from RefSeq and is a predicted model, not a curated record. The transcript has 14 exons. Lineage: Eukaryota; Metazoa; Mollusca; Bivalvia; Venerida; Veneridae. Bases 285 to 2846 code for a protein of 853 amino acids.